This is a messenger RNA of Scylla paramamosain (green mud crab), 2079 nucleotides long. Its product is annotated as leukocyte elastase inhibitor-like. Bases 641 to 1867 code for a protein of 408 amino acids. Lineage: Eukaryota; Metazoa; Arthropoda; Malacostraca; Decapoda; Portunidae. Gene Ontology annotation, molecular function: serine-type endopeptidase inhibitor activity. The transcript is spliced from 3 exons. The record is from RefSeq and is a predicted model, not a curated record.
ACAUAAUAAUUAAUAUUAAUAUUAAUUUUCUGGCAAGUCGAAAUGAAAUGUUUGUCACAACACAGAAAGACAUUUUGACCUAGUCUGAAAUAUAAGGUAGAAGGUUCAUGCCAAUCUAGUAACCCCUCAUUAUAUACAAGAACCUGUUGUAACACAUCUGAUCAUAGCAUACUCUCCCAUUUCAUUUUCUAUUCACGUCAGCCUGAGAUGGCAGCAGACACGGUCAAGCACUUCCCCAAGCACUGUACAUCCCCUCGUUUGACCCAUAUUCAUGGGGUGUCCCGGCCUCGUGUAUAAACUAAUCUAAUAGCCGCAUAGUUUCAGCCCCACCAAAGACAUAAGGAAAAAAAGGAAAACAGAGGGAUGGAGGGGCGGUGGAGAGAACGGUCGAGGCAGGAGGGGACCUUGACGUCACUUGGGUUUUCCACAAUAAUGUAUACUACGCCAGACUGCAGCAGUUUAAGUGAUCAUCACUCCACUUCCUCCCCUUGACUCCACAACACGCUGGCUUCAUAGGACAUUGUUAUUAACACACCAGCAGCAGCAGCAGCAGCAGCAGCAGCAGCAGCAAUCUCAGCUGUAGGCAGUGAAAGCCGUGGGUGUCUGUGUGUCUUUUACGUUCAUCUGUGACGCCAUCAGCAUGCGUGCCCUGGUACUGCUGGCGGUGGCCACAGCCUGUUUGGCGAUGCCGGAACUCCUGAGCUUCCCGGCGAGCCUCCCCGCUUCGAGGGGGUCACACCAGACUACGCUCGGGGACAAGAUUCAAGAGCUUGGCCUGGAUGUCUCGCUGGAGCUGCAGAAACCAGGCAAUGUGGUUAUAUCGCCCCUCAGUAUUAGCGCCCUCCUCUCUAUCCUCAUGAUGGGAUCCGCGGGCCACACUCACAGGGAGCUUCGGCGUGGUCUCCGCUUCGAAGACACUCACUCCGAGAGUGAUGUCCAUCUGGGAUUUCAAAGGUUGAUGGAAGAUCUCUCUAGUGACGGACCUGAUGUUACUCUUAACGUAGCCAACGGCCUCUUUCUGCAGAGAGGCGCGGGCAUCAUAUACGACUUCACCCAAAAGGCUCGCACCCACUACAACAGUGUAGUCAGCACGCUCGACUUUCACAACUCUUCUGUGGCGUCCACGAAAACCAUUAACAAUUGGGUGAAUGAAUCCACAAGUGGUAUGAUCCCCAAUCUCUUCACGCAGCCACUCGAUCCUCUCACCACCUUUGUUGCCGUGAACACCGUCUUCUUCAACGGCAAGUGGCUCACGCCCUUUGACCCCAUGAUGACCAAGGACAGGGAGUUCGAUACUGGCGCAGGAAAAGUUCAGGUACCCAUGAUGAGCGGGACAUUUACUCUGAACUACAUCAACAUCCCUGAACUGGAGGCCCACAUGGCUGCCUUCCCCUACAAAGGUGGCCGGCAGGCCAUGUACAUCAUUCUGCCCACAGGUCAGCCUACAAGCAAUCUGGAGCCACUGGAGCAGGAUCUUACCGCCGAGAAAAUCAACUCCCUCAUUGGCAAAAUGACUCCGCUGGAGAUGAGGGUGGGACUGCCUCGAAUGCGCCUUUCCUUCAAAUCAAGCCUGCGAGACACGCUCAAGAAACUGCACAUGGGGUCCAUGUUCAAUCCUGCCGCAGCGAACUUCUCCCGCCUGACGACGCUGCCUGUGUGGGUGGACGAUGUAGUGCACGAGACCGUCAUCGAAGUCACUGAGGAAGGCACAAAGGCCGCCGCCGCUACUGGCUCAGAAUUCAAUCGUAAAGGCAGCUAUAAGGCCUUUAUCGUCAAUCGUCCAGCUAUCUUCUUCAUCCGGGACGAGGUGUCCGGCGUGCCGCUCUUCUGGGGCAAACUAGAGCUGCCUGAGGCCGUCAGUAUGUAGUGUCCACGUUACCGUCAAGAACAUGCUUUCUUGUACCAUCGUUUCCAGUACUAUGCGUGAAGACCCCACACCGACGCUUCCUGUGUGGGGGCCAUGCACAAAGUGAAUGUGCGGCCUGGAGGUGACGGUGCGUCCUUGUCUGUCUGUCAUUCUGUAUCCAUGUUUGUAUUGCUUUGUCUGUAUGUAUGUCAGUACUUCUGUCAUUGUCUUUA